AGAACUAGCGGUCGUCCGUGGAUCUCGCGCUCUCAGAAUCCAUCGCGUUUCUCCAAUUCGAUUCGUGGAUUAGAAAAAAAGGAGGAAUCCGUGGGAAAAAAGGGUAAACAAUUAAUCCAAGUCUUACUUUUUCCGCCGCUCCUAGAAGAUCGAUCAUAGUAUAGAAGGCGACUGCGGUGAGGCGGAUCACAGUUCCAAGACAUAUCGCAGUCUCUGACUUCCCGCCCAAGCGGCCAAGCCUGUUCGGCGCGGCGGUGUGCUGCAACUACAAGGUAUUCGGCGGAAGGGAGGAAAAAUCUACGAUAAAGAGGAAACUGAGCGAGGGAUUGGAGCUUGAGGCUCUUUGGAGCCAUGGGUUUCGAGCCGUUGGUAUGGUACUGCAGACCAGUGAAGAAUGGAGCAUGGUCGACGGUGGUCGAGAAUGCUUUUGGUGCCUACACGCCUUGUGGCAUGGUGAGCUUGGUAGUCUGCAUAUCUCAUUUGGCCCUUUUUGCUGUCUGCUUCUACCGGAUAUGGAGGACUAGGGGAGACCUCACCGUCAAGCGCUACCGUCUAAAGUCUCCAUAUUACAACUAUUUGCUGGGGCUACUCACGUUGUUCUGCAUAGCAGAGCCAUUGUUUAGGCUGGUAAUGGGUCUGUCAAUUACAAAUUUGGAUGGGCAAACAAGCCUAGCUCCCUUUGAGGUUGUUUCACUGCUAAUUGAGUCUGCAGCUUGGUGCUGUGUGCUUGUGAUGGUAGGAUUGGAGACAAAAAUCUAUAUUUGUGAAUUCCGGUGGUACAUCCGUUUUGUAAUGGUCUAUGUUCUAGUGGGAGAGAUUUCCAUGUACAACCUGGUGCUCUCAGUGAGAAACGACUAUGACAAAUCAGUUUUGUUUCUAUAUACCAGCGAGAUUGCAGCCCAGUUCUUGUUUGGUAUCCUUUUGCUGGUCUAUAUUCCCAGUUUAGAUCCUUAUCCUGGAUACACACCCAUCAGAUCUGAUACAUCUAUUGAUGAUAUGGACUACGAACCACUUCCUGGAGGAGAGCAGAUUUGCCCUGAAAGGAAAGCCAAUUUAAUUUCGCAAAUUUUCUUUUCAUGGAUGACUCCUCUGAUGCAGCAAGGCUUUAAGAGGCCCAUUACUGAGAAAGAUGUUUGGAAAUUAGAUUCUUGGGACCAGACAGAAACAUUGAACAGCAGAUUCCAGCAAUGUUGGGCUGAAGAAUCUAGGAAACCUAAACCUUGGUUGUUGAGAGCACUCCAUCGCAGCCUUGGAGGAAGAUUUUGGCUAGGUGGCUUUUUCAAGAUUGGUAAUGAUGCGUCGCAGUUCGUUGGUCCUCUAAUAUUAAACCGUCUUUUACUGUCAAUGCAACAAGAAGAGCCAGCAUGGCAUGGCUACAUUUAUGCUUUCUCAAUUUUUGCAGGGGUGGCAUUGGGAGUAUUAGCAGAAGCACAAUACUUUCAGAAUGUUAUGCGAGUUGGUUUUAGAUUGAGAGCUACUUUGGUUGCAGCUGUGUUUCGGAAAUCACUAAGACUGACUCAUGAGAGCCGUAGCAAAUUUCAAUCAGGAAAAAUAACCAACUUGAUGACAACUGAUGCAGAAACACUUCAGCAAGUGUGCCAACAGCUUCACAGUCUGUGGUCAGCUCCUUUUCGGAUUAUCAUUUCAGUUCUUCUUCUGUAUCAGCAGCUGGGUGUUGCAUCUCUUGUCGGUUCAUUGGUGCUGGUUCUUUUGUUUCCUAUACAGACGUUGGUGAUAAGCAGAAUGCAAAAACUUUCUAAGGAAGGUCUGCAACGUACAGACAAGAGGAUUAGUCUCAUGAAUGAAAUAUUGGCAGCUAUGGACACUGUGAAAUGUUAUGCAUGGGAGCAGAGUUUCCAGUCAAAGGUCCAGACCGUCCGCAAUGAUGAGUUGUCAUGGUUUCGUAGUGCUCAGCUAUUAGCAGCGUUCAAUAGUUUCCUUUUGAACAGCAUUCCAGUUUUCGUUACAGUUGCCUCAUUUGGGGUCUAUUCACUUUUAGGAGGAGAUUUAACACCUGCAAAGGCAUUUACAUCACUUUCUCUGUUUGCUGUGUUAAGAUUUCCUCUCUUCAUGCUGCCAAAUUUGAUAACUCAGGUUGUGAAUUGCAAUGUGUCACUCAAACGUUUAGAGGACCUACUUCUAGCUGAAGAGAGGAUUCUUUUGCCAAAUCCACCUAUUGAAGCAGAUCUGCCUGCCAUCACAAUUAAGAAUGGAAACUUCUCUUGGGAUUCAAAGGCAGAAACUCCGACACUAUCAAAUGUCAAUUUGGAUAUACCUGUUGGUAGUCUAAUUGCAAUAGUUGGAAGUACCGGGGAAGGAAAAACAUCUUUAAUAUCGGCCAUGCUUGGGGAACUACAACCAGUAGCUGGAUCAGAUACCUCAGUGACCAUUAGGGGGACUGUUGCCUAUGUUCCUCAAAUUUCAUGGAUAUUCAAUGCCACCGUGCGAGAUAACAUAUUGUUUGGAUCACCUUUCCAACUAUCACGCUAUGAGAAAGCAAUUGAAGUUACUGCUUUACAGCAUGACCUUGAUUUGCUCCCAGGUGGUGAUCUUACAGAGAUUGGUGAAAGGGGAGUGAAUAUAAGUGGUGGACAAAAGCAAAGAGUUUCUAUGGCCAGAGCAGUAUAUUCUGAUUCAGAUGUGUAUAUAUUUGAUGAUCCUCUGAGCGCAUUGGAUGCUCAUGUUGGUCGACAGGUUUUCGAUAAAUGCAUCAAAGACCAACUUAGAGAUAAAACUCGUGUCCUGGUAACUAACCAGUUACAUUUUCUUCCAAAUGUGGACAAGAUUAUCCUGGUUAAUGAAGGGAUGGUGAAAGAAGAGGGUUCUUUUGAAGAACUCAGUGCCAAUGGAACCCUUUUUCAAAAGUUAAUGGAAAAUGCUGGGAAAAUGGAAGAACAAGUAGAAGAAAAACAAGGAGAAAAUGCUGAAGCACCUGAAAAGCUAUCUGAAAAUGGACAGGUGACGCUGAAUCCUUUGUUGAAGAGUGAAGAGAAACCAAGUAAAGAAAAAGAAGGGAAGUCAGCACUUAUUAAACAAGAGGAACGUGAAACUGGUGUUGUUAGUUUGAAGGUUCUUACAAGGUAUAAAAAUGCUUUGGGUGGAUUGUGGGUUGUCGUGAUACUAUUCUCUUGCUAUGCUUUGACUGAAGUUCUCCGAGUUUCAAGUAGCACAUGGUUAAGUGUCUGGACAGACCAGAGCUCUCCAAAGGACCACGGACCAGGAUUCUAUAACCUGAUUUAUGCUAUGCUUUCUUUUGGUCAGGUACUUGUGACUCUGACAAACUCGUAUUGGCUCAUUGUUUCAAGUCUUUAUGCUGCAAAGAGGCUGCAUGAUGCUAUGCUUCAUUCCAUAUUAAGAGCUCCCAUGGUAUUUUUUCACACCAAUCCACUUGGACGCAUAAUUAAUAGGUUUGCAAAAGAUCUCGGUGAUAUCGAUCGCAAUGUCGCAGUCUUUGUUAAUAUGUUCCUAGGACAAGUCUCACAGCUUCUCUCAACUUUUGUUUUAAUUGGCAUCGUGAGCACUACAUCUUUGUGGGCAAUACUGCCGCUUCUGAUUUUAUUCUACGCUGCCUAUUUGUAUUAUCAGAGUACUGCACGUGAAGUAAAGCGUCUUGAUUCUAUCACCAGAUCUCCAGUUUACGCACAAUUUUCUGAAGCAUUGAAUGGUUUAUCGACCAUCCGGGCCUACAAAGCUUAUGACAGAAUGGCCAACAUCAAUGGUAGGUCAAUGGACAAUAAUGUGAGAUUCACACUUGUUAACAUGAGUGCUAAUCGGUGGCUUGCCAUUCGGUUGGAGACGCUGGGAGGUGUUAUGAUAUGGUUCACAGCAACUUUUGCUGUUGUGCAAAACCAACGUGCAGAAAAUCAAAAAGCAUUUGCAUCUACAAUGGGUUUACUUCUUACUUAUGCUUUGAACAUCACCAACCUAUUGACAGCGGUUCUAAGACUUGCAAGUCUUGCUGAAAAUAGUUUAAAUGCUGUUGAGCGAGUUGGAACAUACAUAGAAUUGCCUUCUGAAGCUCCACCUGUAAUUGAAAAUAGUAGACCUCCUCCAGGUUGGCCUUCUGCCGGAACUAUUAGAUUUCAGGAAGUUGUGCUUCGUUAUAGGCCAGAGCUUCCCCCUGUUCUUCAUGGCAUAUCAUUUAAAAUAGAAGGGAGUGAAAAAGUUGGAAUUGUUGGUAGGACUGGGGCUGGAAAAUCCAGCAUGCUUAAUGCUUUGUUUCGUAUCGUGGAACUUGAGCAAGGACAAAUAUUUAUUGAUGAGUAUGAUGUUUCUAAAUUCGGUCUAUGGGAUCUGCGUAAAGUCCUUGGCAUAAUACCACAAUCGCCGGUUCUUUUUUCAGGAACUGUUCGGUUUAAUCUGGAUCCCUUCAAUGAGCACAAUGAUGCUGAUCUCUGGGAAGCGUUAGAGAGAGCUCAUCUAAAAGAUGUGAUUCGAAGGAAUUCAUUGGGGCUCGAUGCAGAGGUCUCGGAAGCUGGGGAGAAUUUCAGUGUCGGACAAAGACAACUUCUCAGUCUUUCACGAGCAUUGUUAAGGAGAUCAAAGAUUCUUGUCCUCGAUGAAGCUACAGCAGCUGUGGAUGUUAGAACUGAUGCUCUUAUCCAGAAAACAAUAAGGGAAGAAUUCAAAUCUUGCACGAUGCUCAUUAUAGCUCAUCGAUUGAAUACCAUCAUCGAUUGUGAUCGGCUUCUUCUUCUCAGUGCUGGCAAGGUGUUGGAGUUCGACACCCCUGAGAAUCUUUUAUCGAACGAUGGAAGUGCUUUCUCCAAAAUGGUUCAAAGUACUGGAUCUGCCAACGCUCAAUACCUCCGGAGUUUGGUGUUUGUAGAUGGUGAGAAUCGAUCCCGGAGGGAAGAUAUCAAGCGACAAGAAGGCCAAAGGAGAUGGUUGGCCUCUUCCCGCUGGAUAGCCGCCGCCCAAUUUGCUCUCGGUGUCAGCCUGACUUCUUCACAAACCGACCUCCAGCGUCUCGAGAUCGAGGAUGACAACAGCAUCCUUAAACGAACAAAGGAUGCCGUGAUCACAUUGCAAAAUGUUCUAGAGGGGAAGCACGACAAGGAGAUCGAAGAGAAGUUGGAAGAGCAUCAAGUCUCUCGAGACCGAUGGUGGUCUUCGCUAUACAAAGUGAUCGAAGGCCUUGCGGUCAUGAGUAAACUAGCGCGAAACCGACUUCACCACUCGGAUAUUGCAUUCCAAGAUGGAUCGCUUGAUUGGGACCAAAUGUAGAUGUUUUGGCAAUCUAAAGAUUGAUACUUACAAUUCCGUCCUCUCAAUCAAUUGGACUCUACAGUGAGAGAGAGAUCUUAGAGCCAAGUUCUCGAUAUUGCGAAGGACUUAAAACAUGUCAAUUCAAGUGUGGAUCGUGAAUUUGGUUGGAUGAGUUGAUCGAGUUGACCGGCAUGCUCGAUCAAGUUUGCCUAAUUUGCUUAGAUGAAUUUGUCUUGUAGAACAUUUAUUAAGUUGUUAAAUAAGUUGAGUCAAUCGUAUUAGAUAUUAA
Molecule: messenger RNA, 5497 nt
Organism: Zingiber officinale
Lineage: Eukaryota; Viridiplantae; Streptophyta; Magnoliopsida; Zingiberales; Zingiberaceae
Product: ABC transporter C family member 2-like
Exons: 29
Coding region: 352-5226 (1624 amino acids)
Biological process (GO): transmembrane transport
Cellular component (GO): membrane
Molecular function (GO): ATP hydrolysis activity; ATP binding; ABC-type transporter activity
Source: RefSeq, a predicted model, not a curated record